Haliotis rubra (blacklip abalone) is the source of this 15049-nucleotide messenger RNA. Its product is annotated as low-density lipoprotein receptor-related protein 2-like. Lineage: Eukaryota; Metazoa; Mollusca; Gastropoda; Lepetellida; Haliotidae. Gene Ontology annotation, molecular function: protein binding; calcium ion binding. The record is from RefSeq and is a predicted model, not a curated record.
ACUUUGACGAGUGUUCAACAUGGGGAUUCUGCGACCAGGGAUGUGUCAACACAAUUGGUUCCUACACCUGCAGCUGUGACGCCGGCUACACCCUCUCCCCCGACAACGUCUGUACAGCCAACGAUGGUGACACGAUGAAUCUUGUUUUGUCGACGGGCAAAAGCGUCGUUACGAUGAAUCGCGAUGGCCAGAACGUGGUGGAGCGUAUGACGGCGUCCGUGUCAGACCUAGACGUCAGUGUACACAAUAACCUCAUCUUCUACAUUAACUCCACGGACAAGAAGGUAUACCAGGUGAACAUCAAUGGCAAUUCAGGUCGGCGACGGCUUCCGACGCUCGGCGUGUCCAACCCUCAAGCCAUCGCCUACGACUGGAUAGGCAACAACCUCUACCUGGCCGAGAGGGACGGCGCCAGGAUUGAUCUAUUUUCACUCAGCAACGACAAGCAACGUAACAUCAUAUCAAAUGAGCUCAAGUGGCCAGCAUCAAUUGCCCUUGAUCCACUGAAAGGGUACAUGUUUUUUACAGACAUGGGCACCUCGGAAACUCCCAAUUCCGCCAAGAUAGAGCGAGCAUACAUGGACGGCAGUCACAGAAUGGUGUUCCACCUGACGAAGAUCCUGGCUCCUCGCACCCUCGCGGUCGACAUCGCUGCUGAGCGAGUAUACUGGAUAGACACUCAUCUGGACCAUCUGGAUACUGUAGACUACACUGGACUGAACAGGUAUACAGUAAUACGAGGUGGGUUAAACAUCCCAGCCGGAUCCAGCCUGGCCGUGUUUGAGAACCAGGUUUACUGGUCUGACAUCACCAAGAUGGGGCUGCUUCACACCAGCAAGUCUAACGGGGAGAAGACUAUUAAACAGAUUUACAAGGAGGUUGGUGUCAAGCCUACCUGCGUCAAGAUCUUCCACCAAUCCGUGCAGCCGAUCCAGAAACGUGCCAACCCUUGCGCAUCUGGACCUUGCAGCCACAUCUGCGUCGUCACCCACACCACCGACAACGCCGACCUCGGUUACCGAUGCAUGUGUAAUGCAGGCUUUACGUUGGAGAAGAACCGGGUCAACUGCACAAAGGUGACCCAGUUUAUUCUGUUCGCCUCCAUGCAAUCGGUACGUGGAAUCCCCCUUGAAGAACCCACAUCUUACGCCACGGACAACAUUCCACAAAUCACUGGCCACCGUCGAGGUCGAAUGGGCAUGAACUACGUGGCUGUCGACUAUGACGCCGAGAAUGAAACUGUGUACUUCUCCGACGUUCGUAACAGGGUCAUAUACCAGGCACAGGUCGGCCAGGCAGAGGCCACCCCGCUCGUGGUCAACCAUAUACGUUCUGUGGAGGGGAUGUCCAUUGACUGGAUCGCCAAGAAUCUCUACUACACCGACUACGCCCGUAGCUCCAUCUCCGUCGUCAGACUGCGCAACCCCGGCGACCGCAGGGACAUCAUCGAGGGCCUCGGCAACCCCCGUUCUGUUGUCGUUCAUCCAUUAAAGGGGUGGCUGUUUUUCACGGACUGGUUACGGAACUCAAUGCAGACACCCUACAUUGCUAGGGCCUACAGUGACGGCAGCAACGUCACCAAGAUUCGAGAACAUGAGCUUGGCUGGCCCAACGGCCUCUGUAUAGACUUCGCCGCCAACAGGCUGUACUGGGUGGACGCCUUCUUUGACAGAAUUCAGCACUCCGACUUCUCUGGCAAAGAUCUUCAGACACUUACUGGGCACUCGAUCACUCACCCAUUCGGAAUAGCCAUAUAUAAAGAUUACAUAUACUACACCGACUGGCGCCUGGAAGCUAUUGUCAGGAUCAACAAACGUGGGGGCCAGGAAACCAAGAUCCGCUCCGGGGUGGGUAAACUGAUGGGCAUCCGAGUGUACGACCACGACCUCCAACCAGCCUCCAGUCAGAACCCAUGCAUCAGAAGGAACGGAGACUGCUCCCACUUCUGUUUCCCUGUGCCUUUAUCGGGAGGUCUUGUGAGGGUGGGGCGCCACUGCGACUGUCCAUAUGGAAUGAAGCUUAGUGCCAACCAGCGCACCUGCUCCAUCAACCCAGACGAGCCAAACCCCACCAGCUGCCAACCGGGGUUGUUCCAGUGCGCCAACGGCCGCUGUAUCCCCCGGGGAUACAAAUGUGACGGGGACAACGACUGUCUGGAUAACUCGGAUGAACAAGACUGCCCAGUUGAGACCACCUGCCCCUCCAACCGUUUCCGUUGUGACAACGGCCGCUGCAUCAGCCGAGUGUGGGCCUGCGACGGCGACAACGACUGCGGUGAUAUGUCUGACGAAAUGAAUUGUCCGGACAAAACUUGCAACCCCCUGGAGUUCCACUGUAACAACUCGCUGUGUAUCUCAAGCCGGCUUGUGUGCGACACCGACAACGACUGUGGGGACGGCUCAGACGAGGGAAAUUUUUGUGGUACACAUACCUGCCCCGUUGGAUACUUCAAGUGUAAUGACAAACGGUGCAUCCCGGAGUCGCGUGUCUGCAAUGGUGGCAACGACUGCUUCGACGGCAGCGACGAAGUUGGCUGCCCUCCCCUCAACUGCACGGGGUCAAGGUGGACGUGCAAGACGAUCCGCCAGUGUGUCCUCAGGAAAUACCGAUGUGACGGUGUGGCGGACUGUCAGGACGAGAGUGAUGAACACGACUGUCCCACACGACCACCAGAAGGAUGUCACUCUGACGAGCUUAAGUGUGGAGUGGGCGGCUGUAUCCCCAACAAAUGGAAGUGUGAUGGACAGGAGGACUGCGAGGAUGGCACAGACGAACCCGACUCGUGUCCAACACCAACCUGUUUCGCCAACCGGUUCCGCUGUAACAACGGACGGUGUAUCUUCAAGGGCUGGGUCUGUGACGGCGACGACGACUGCGGUGACAACUCAGAUGAAGAUCAAGACAUGACAUGUCCUCCACCCCCUUUCUCGUGCCCGGGUCAGUGGGAGUGUCCAGGGAAUGUCCGCAAGUGUAUCAAUGUGUCCCAAGUGUGUGAUAAACGUGAGGACUGCCCUGGUGGACACGAUGAGAGCCCUGUCUGUAAUUCUGAUAGCUGUCGCUUCAAGAACGGCGGAUGUAGUCACCGGUGUAUCCAGACGCCCCGGGGGGCGGAGUGCAGGUGCCUCAGCGGUCAGCAGCUUAAUGGAACCAAAACCUGUAUAGACAAGGACGAGUGUGCCGUACCGGGAGCAUGUAGUCAGCAGUGCACGAACACCAAGGGAUCGUUCAAGUGCUCUUGCGGACCCUACUACGACCUGAUGCCCGACAGAGUCCACUGCCAGGCCAACCGAAAUUCCAGCCUCCUCUACAUCAUGGUAGCGACCCAGAAGACUCUGGUCAGGUCCACGCUCAAUGCCAAGUUGUACAGUGACCUCCCGGUGUCUGGACUCAGAUCCCUCUCGGGCCUGGACAUUGAUGUAUGGAAUGGCUAUAUCUACUUCUCCGACACUGGACUCAAGAAGAUUUUCAGGACCACCUAUAAUGGAACAAAUCUAACUGAGAUCGUGACAACGGGUAUCGACGUUGUGGAGGACAUAGCUGUGGACUGGGUGGCGGGGAACCUGUACUGGACGGACUACAGGAUGGAGACGGUGGAGGUGUCCCGGGUGGAUGGCACAAACAGGGUCGUGCUCUUCAGCGAGAACAUCACCAACCCCCGCGGCAUAGAGGUCGACCCCAGAGACGGAAUCCGGCUUCUGUUCUGGGCCGACUGGGGACAAAACCCAAGCAUUCAGCGGUCUGGUCUGGACGGCAGCAACCGCGAGGUGAUCGUCUCCACCAACAUCUACUGGCCCAACGCGCUCUCACUAGAUUACCCCAACAAGCAAAUCUACUUCGCAGACGCCCGAAUGGACUUCAUCGACGUGUGUAAUUACGACGGUUCAGAAAGGAGGAAAGUGUUCUCCAAUGACCACUUUCUACGACAUCCCCACGCCCUCACCAUCCUUGAAGACUGGAUCUUCUGGACAGAUCGAGCAGCCAGUCGCGUCUCACGCUGCAACAAGUUCGACUGUUCCAACAGAACCGUGGAAGCCGCCAGCCUCAACCGACCUCUAGGCAUCGUGUCGUAUCAUCAGUCUCGCCAGCCCAAGCUCGUUGGCUUCCCACCGGCUGUGAAAGCAGUAACCAACCCGUGUGCCAACCAUCCCUGCAGCCACCUGUGUCUCCUGUCCCCCAACCCCAACCCUGGGUACACCUGCACCUGCCCUGUCGAUAUGAAGCUGGACGCAUCCAAUACCAACUGUGUGGAAGCCCAUGAGAAUGUUCUUCUGUACAUGACCAACACCCAGCUCGCAGGAAUAAACCUUGCAGAGAAAGAGGACGCGGCAUUUGUACCCAUCAGUGCCAUUGCUAGCGGCCUGGACUUCGACUACGACAGCGAAGACAAAUUUAUCUACUAUGUUCAGUCAAAGGUGGGUAGUAUUAAUCGUAUCGGCCUUAACGGUAUGAACGAGUCGACGUUUGUCCCAGCUGCUGUGGAGGGCUACCCCAACGCCAUAGCGGUCGACUGGAUCUCCCGCAACCUGUACUGGGCUAACAUGGCGGCCGGAUACAUCGAGGUGAUGAAGAUUGACGGCGACAAGCACUUCCGGAAGAUCAUCCUCAGCAAUACCGGCAAGGCCACAGACUGUGCCAGACCCUUCUCUCUGGCCGCGGAUCCUAUACAGGGCAAGCUGUACUGGUCAGAUCAAGGCACUGACGGGAUACAGAUGAAGAUUGCAGUGAUGAACAUGGACGGCUCUAACCCCACCAUCCUCGUCAACAGUGGUCUCCGGAAGCCAGAGUACCUGGCCCUAGAUGUUAAGAAUGACAUGCUGUACUGGUCGGAUCCUUUCUACCAGAGGAUAAGCCGCCACUCGCUGAGGAGCGGAUCUCGGUCCCAAGCAGUGGAGAACCUGGGCCAUCCAAGCGGCCUUGCAGUGUAUAACAACAUCCUCUACUUCGCCGACACCGCCUACGAGAGGAUCUACUCCGCCCCAUCUGUCCGACCUCAACAACCCUCAGGCCCUCCGCAACAACCUGGAGUCUCUUGGAGCAGUACGGGUUUACCAUGAAGGCAUAGUAAAGGUGGUCACACAGGUUGUAAGACCAACUACGGCAACUGUGAGCAGCUUUGUCUCCCCAGCGGGCCAGCAGGACAGGCAGUAUGUCAGUGCUCAACCGGCUUCAUCAGGCAGGACAAUGGAUCCUGCACCAGUGUAGAGUCCUUCGUCGUUGUGUCCCAGUAUAGCAGGAUACGAGGAUUUGGUCUGACGGGAGGCGACCACGGCGAGACCAUGAUGCCUAUAGCCGGAUCAGGCCGUGCAGCAAGUCAGAUUGAUGUGUACAUGGCAGGUAAGUACAUCUACUGGGCAGACGCAGCACCACCUGGCAAGACCAGCUCCAAACGAGGUGGUGUCAGGCGGAUGAAACCAGACGGAACUGGAAUGGAGGACGUCAUCAAUUCCGGAAUUGGCACUGGAGGAAUCCAUGGUGUUUCGGUGGACUGGAUUGCCCAGAACAUAUACUUCACGAACGCUUUUGCUGUUGAAACCUUCAUCGAAGUAUCUCGACUUAACGGUUCCCACCGACGAGUCAUCGUCAAAUCUCAGCAUGGAUCUCCCAGAGCUAUUGCUGUGAACCCCAUCAAGAGGUAUCUAUACUGGGCAGACUAUGGCCAGCAACCUAAGAUAGAACGCUCUAGACUGGACGGCAGCAACAGAACCGCCAUCGUGACCAACGGCAUCAGCUUCCCCCGCGACCUAGCCAUCGACUACAAGACUCACAAUCUGUACUGGGUAGACUCCAUGAUAGACGCCAUACAGAGUGUUUCCUUCAGCGGAGGAAAUAGACGAACUGUACGUCUGAAUCUCCCCAACCCAUAUGGCCUGGCCUUGUACGGAAACUAUAUCUACUGGGUGGACAAAAACCUAAAAGAGCUGUACAGAAUAUCCAAAACCAGCGACCAGUCGCAGAAGCCGGAAGUCAUCAAGUCCAGUUUGCUGAAUGUACGAGAUGUCGCCAUAUUUGACAAAUCUAGCCAGCCAGGUGGAACCAGUCCGUGUACUAACAACAAUGGCGGCUGUCAACAGCUGUGUUUCUCCAUGCCAGGGGAGACCACUCCCGUAUGUUCCUGCUCAGCCGGGCAGCUUGCUGCAGAUGGGAGGACAUGUGAAGCUUUGACCGAGUUCCUCAUCCUGGCUGCGGAGACUGAGAUCCGCGGCUUGUCCCUGAACCCCGAUGACGGCACCCUCCCCAUCCCCACCAUCACCGGGCUGAAGGGGGCGGUGGCUGUCGACUUCGACGUCAAUGACAACUACAUCUACUUCAGCCAGGUCGGGGAGAAGAAGAUCAGCAGAGUGAUGAAAGGAGAGACUGUUGUGGAGGAUCUUGUAGCCAAGUCCAACUUAUCGGAGUUUGGGCCUACAAAUGACAUCACCUCUGUUGAGGGAAUAGCAUUUGACUGGGUGUCCAAGAAGAUCUACUGGGCAGAUCUGUUCAAGAGUAAGAUCUACAGCAUGAACCUCGACCACAGCAACAAGGUGGCGCUAGCAUCUGUCAGCAGCCCUCGGGCUCUAGCCAUCGAUCCCUGCCGCGGAUACCUGUACUGGUCGGACUGGGGUCGGAGCCCAAAGAUCGAGCGUGCAACGAUGGCAGGGAACCAGCGUACCUCCAUCGUCACCACGGAUCUUGGCUGGCCCAACGGCCUCGCCAUAGACUACGAGCAGCAGAUGAUAUACUGGGCAGAUGCCAUGAAAGACAGGAUUGAAAGAGCCAAUACUGAUGGAAAUUAUCGUGAAGUCGUGAUAGAGACCACAGUGCAUCCAUUCUCGAUGAGCAUAUUUCGGGAUCACAUCUACUGGACAGAUUGGACCUUGCGCGGUGUGUUCCGAGCCAACAAGUUCACGGGGUCCAACAUGCAGGUGAUAAUCCAGGGUCUCUCCACACGGCCUAUGGGACUAACUGUGUAUGCAGCAGACAGACAGAAAUGUAACACCAACCCUUGCGACGUCUUCAACGGUGGCUGCAGUCACAGCUGUCAUCCGGCCCCUGGCGGCAAGGCCGAGUGUGCUUGUAACGACGGCCUUGACCUUAAAGUCGGAAAUGGAGGAAAGAUGUGCGUUCCAAAAAGCAACAAUUGUUCCGAAAACGAGUUUGUCUGUGAAAAUGGACGUUGUUUGAUUCAGCGCUGGGUGUGCGACAUGGACAACGACUGUCAGGAUAAGUCAGAUGAAGAUCCCAACUUGUGUGCUCUUCACACAUGUGACCCAACAUACUUCCGGUGUAACAACGGCAGAUGCAUCCCUCUCAGGUACCGAUGCGACUUUGACAACGACUGCAGAGACAACUCUGAUGAACUUGACUGCCCCUACCCCACUUGUGGCACUGAGGAAUUCAGCUGCCAGAACUCUCGGUGCAUUAGCCUAGCCCAGAAGUGCGACGGCGUCGACAACUGCAGGGACGGCAAUAAAACAGACGAGGCUGAUUGUCCUCCGCGUUCCUGCCCAUCCGGUCAAGUGAAGUGUCCCACCACCAACAUCUGCAUCGUCCGACGAUACAUGUGUGACGGCGACAACGACUGCGGCGACAACUCGGACGAGAACCCUCUCUUCUGUCAGCAGGUUACAUGCUCUUCUGGAGACUUCUACUGCGACAAGUCCCACAAGUGUAUACCGGGCACUUGGCAUUGCGACGGGGACGAUGACUGCGGCUUCGGAGAGGAUGAAUCCGACUACUGCAAUUACAGCAACCGGACAUGUUUCGGCAACCAGUUCACGUGUGACAACGGUCGUUGUAUCUCCAUGAGAUGGGUGUGCGACGGCGCCGACGACUGCGGAGAUAAGUCAGACGAGGCAGGAACUCUCAACUGUUCUGAGCGUACCUGCCCUCCCGACACAUUUACGUGCGAGUCUAACAAACAGGUUGGCACAUACCCAUGUCUUGAUCGGAGGCGCGUCUGUGAUGGCAUCCGCAACUGUCAUGGCGGCGAGGACGAGGCCCAGACGUGCCCGCCGCGGUCAUGUCGACCGACCCAGUUUCAGUGCGCCAACGGGUUGUGCGUGUCCCAGAGGUUCAAGUGUGACCACGACAACGACUGUGGAGACAACUCCGACGAGCCCGACGACUGCGACUACUCAACAUGCAGUGGUAACCAGUUCACCUGCGACAACCAGCGUUGUGUGCCGCACAGGUGGGUCUGCGACGGCGAUAACGACUGCCGAGACAGCUCCGACGAGAAGGAAGACCUGUGUUUGACACCAGAGCCAACGUGUCCCGGCAAUCAGUUCCGGUGUGAGAACGGCAACUGUAUCAACUAUCAACACGUGUGUAAUAAGAACCCCGACUGCAGCGACAACUCGGAUGAGUCACACUGCAAUAUCGACGAGUGUGUGGAGCAGCCGGGCGCCUGCAGUCAGCUGUGUGAGAACACACUGGGCAGCUACAUCUGCAAGUGUGCUGAAGGCUACCAGAAACUGGCCGACGGCAGGACCUGCAAGAAGACCGACAAUAUUACACCUUGGCUGAUAUUUGCCAACCGCUACUACAUCCGGGAAUUGUCAAUAGAGGGAGACAACUACCGACGGGUCACACAGGGUUACCAGAACAUAGUUGCUCUUGAUUUCGACUACAGCGAUGAUCGUCUCUACUUUUCCGAUGUCAAGGAACAUAGAAUCUACCGCAUGUACCUCAACGGCACAGGUCCUGAAGUAGUACUGAGGCAUAACGUUCCCAGUGCAGAAGGAAUAGCGAUUGACUGGAUCGGAAGGAAAAUCUACUGGUUGGACGGGAAGAAUAUAGAGAUCUCCGUGUCAGAGUUGAACGGCACAAACCGGCGUACACUUCUAAAGAGAGGCAUGGAACGUCCCAGGGCCAUGGUUGUGGAUCCAUUUGGCGGGUACAUGUACUGGACUGACUGGGGCGCGAAGCCCUACAUCGGCCGGAUGGGUCUGGAUGGCACGAAUCUCUCCCUCAGCUACAUCACGGAGAAGAUGGGCUGGCCUAACGCCAUCGCCAUCGACUACGACAUGAACAGACUGUGGUGGGCCGACGCUCACUUAGAUAUCAUAGAGUCCAUCAACCUAGACGGCACGAACCGACAUACGGUAAUAGAAGGGGUACCCCACCCGUUCGCAAUGACCAUCUUUGAGGAGACUAUGUACUGGACAGACUGGAACCAUCUCACCAUCGAAUAUGCCAACAAGUUGACGGGCGCCAACCACACGGUGAUGCGGAAUAUCACACAUCGGCCUAUGGACAUCCAUAUAUACCACCCCCUCAGGCAGAAAGAAGCUCCAAACCCCUGUGGUUCAGACAAUGGCGGCUGUUCCCAUCUGUGUCUGAUAGCGCCCGGCGGAAGUGAUUACACCUGCGCAUGCCCAGACGACUUCCUGUUAUCACAGGACGGUAAGACAUGUGUGGCCAACUGUAGCAGCGCCCAGUUUCGGUGCGGGGCGACCGACGACCGCUGUGUGCCUCUGCUGUGGAAGUGUGAUGGGGAGGAGGACUGUAAGGAUGGAGCGGACGAACCAGAGGACUGUCCGGUUAGCCACUGUCCAGUUGGCCAGUUCCAGUGCAAGAACCUGAACUGCACCUACUCCUUCAGAGUAUGUGACCUUCACGACGACUGCGGUGACGGCUCUGACGAAGAAAACUGUAACAGCCGGCUUUGUGAAACAUGGCAGUUGAAGUGCGGCAACAACAAGUGCAUCCCGCGACGCUGGGGCUGUGACGGAGAUGACGAUUGCGGCGACGGCUCCGAUGAAGCUUCGUGUGGAAAUCAUACAUGUGGGACGAACCAAUUCCAGUGUGACAACGGACGGUGCAUUCCGUCGUCCUGGCAAUGCGACUACGACGACGACUGUGGCGACAACUCUGACGAAAAGAAGGAAUUCCUUUGUGAGAAUCGUGCGUGUCCAAUCGGAUGGUGGAGGUGCAAGACCAACUAUCGCUGCGUGCCCAACGUCGCUCGUUGCGACGGCGACGACGACUGCCGGGACAACUCCGACGAGCUUGAGGAGAAUUGUCCAGUGUGCCAUCCAACUGGCGACUACCAGUGUAAAAACAAACGUUGUAUACCUAAGCGUUGGUUGUGCGACUUUGACAACGAUUGUGGAGAUAACUCUGAUGAAGGCAGCGAAAACUGUGAGAGCAAAUACAGGAAGUGUUCCGAGUCCGAGUUCCGGUGUGACAACAAGAAGUGCGUGCAGGGACAGUGGAAGUGUGACCAUGACAACGACUGUGGGGAUGGAUCAGACGAGGACCCAAAGAUAUGCACAGAUACUCACGUGUGCGCGGACAACCAGUUCACGUGCACAGAUGGGUACUGCGCGAGCCUGGAGACGGUGUGUGACGGACGCCGGGACUGCAAAGACACCUCCGACGAGCUCAACUGCACCGCCAGGUUCCCCAGUGGCCGCUACUGCCCUGACAACAAGUUCCAGUGUAGCAACCAUAUAUGCAUCCCUACAAACUGGCAGUGCGAUGGAGACGACGAUUGUGGUGACAACAGCGACGAGAUUGCGGAAGUCUGUAAAAACAUGGAGUGUUCUGAUGACAAGUUCCGAUGCGACAAUUUCAAGUGUAUUCCAAGAUGGCGGCUGUGCGAUGGCGUAAACAACUGCGGGGACCAGUCGGACGAAAGGUCGAAUAUGUGUACUGUAAAGACAACCAUCUGUGCAUCCAAUCAGUUCAAGUGUCGCAAUUCCAAAUGCCUGGACGCUGAUAAGGUCUGUGACAACGUGGACGACUGUGGCGAUGUCUCAGAUGAGGAAGGAUGUCACAAGGACGUGGGUGUCAGGGACUGCUCAACUUCCAACGGCGGCUGCGAACACAACUGCACCAACUUGUCCGAGGGAGGCUACUUCUGUAGCUGCCGCAAAGGCUACAAGAUCGCUGCCUACGACAGGAAGACGUGCGAAGAUAUUGACGAGUGCGCCGGGUGGGGCAACAGUUGUCCACAGCUUUGCCAGAACAUCAAGGGCACCCACAAAUGUCAAUGUGCUGAUGGUUUCGUCGACACCAACAGAAAAGGCACCCUGUGCAAGUCCAAAGAAAGAAACGCUGUCCUGCUGUUUGCCAUGGGUUCUGAGAUCCGCCAGUACCGCACUAGCACCAAGGAGUACACUGACGCGGUGGUGGCUGGACAACGGGUCCAUGCACUAGACGUGGACCCCGCCUGGAAGCUCCUGUACUGGACCGACACGUCACAACGUAGCAUACGGCGGGCAGCAAUGCCCAAAGAGGCCACGAUGCAGGGGUUCGCUCAGAGCUUGAAAAUAUCCGGACUACAACAACCAGAGGGUCUGGCAGUGGAUUGGGUAACAAAGAACAUCUUCUGGACGGACUCCGUUAAGAAGACUGUGUCAGUUGCCAAAUCUGAUGGCAGAUACCAGAGGACCAUUAUCAGCAAGAACCUUCACAGCCCAUCGGCAAUUGCUGUGAAUCCAAGGCUCGGGUUUCUCUACUGGACAGAUGUAAGUGGAACCCACCCCAAGAUCGAACGUGCAUGGACAACUGGUGACAAGCGGUCCGUUCUGGUUUCAACCAAACUCGGCCGGCCUACCAGUAUUACAAUCGACUUCUUCAUGGGCGACCGUGUGUACUGGUGUGACGCGAAGGAGAACGUCAUUGAGUCCAUGAAACCAGACGGUUCGGACAGGGCAGUGGUCACAGCAAAGAAUCUGUUGCAUCCCGUGAGUCUGGACGUGUUUGAAGGUCGCCUCUUUGUUGUUGUUCAGCAACUGGGUCAGAUCAUCUCCAUGGACAAGCUUGGUCUAGGGGACAACAGGACCCUUCAGACCGGACUGGUGCUGCCCACAGGCAUCAAGAUAUACCACUACAACAGAUAUGACCUCACAAUAAAGAACGCGUGCGCAAAAGCCACGUGCAGCCACCUAUGUCUCUCCGUGCCUGACGGGUUCCGUUGUGCCUGUCCUGAUGGCACCAACUUUGCUGAUCCAAGUGAAACAAUAUGUGAUGCGGCUGAAGAAGUCGAGAUCCCCAUUCCCGAAGGCUGCAAGUGUCGGAACGCAGGAACCUGUGUGAAAGUCGCUGACAACGACACCUACAGCUGCGACUGUAUAGCAGGGUUUUAUGGACAAUAUUGCGAAAAUAUACAACCACAGCAUCUUUCCCAGGAUGAUACAAGCACAGCUGCCAUUGUAGUGCCGAUAGUGCUGGUGUUUGCCAUCAUUGUUCUCGUGGUCGUCAUACUAUUGGUAGUACGAAGGAAAGGAUAUGGUUUUAACUUUAAAAAGAUCCUGUCUAAGACGCCGUCGUCCGACCCUGAGAACAAACCCCAGGGCGUGGUGUCCUACCACGAUGGGAAGUUAGGGAUGCCGGGAAUAACGUACGACCUUCCCGGCGCCACGGGCUUGAAUGCUGAGUCGUCAACAGACCCCAUCUCGAGUAUAAACGACCCUACCUCUCCGACCAACUUUUGUAACCCCAUGUAUGACAGCCUACACGUCCAGGAGUCGAUAUCCAUACCACACUCAUCUCUUGAACCACCCAAACAAGCGUCGGAUGUCAUUGACGCCUUUCAUUCCGACAAAAAACAUUAUAACGGAAGUGCCGACAACCGGCCCCCUCCCCGGGCGUUAGACCCAACGGAAGACGUGGAACAUGACACGGCCGGACUUGUUACCCAGGGGGACCUAGAGUGACCCCCACCUUCUAGGCAGAUAGACAGAGGUACCGUUGAGAAACGUCACACCUUCCAAGGAACAUGGAGGAGAUAUGGAGAUUUGAAAGAGCAUGUCUAGGAGAGAGUGAGUGAGUGAAUAAUUAGCGUCGCAUCGGCAAUAUGUCAGCCAAAAAACGACGUGGUCAAAUUAUACGUACCAGACACAUUAAGACAGCCUUAAACAUACACAGUAAAUAUACCACUCGAACACCCGAUUCUUACGUUGUACUAUAGUUCAUCUCAUAUAGCAUAUAGCAGAUUAACUGUAGAAAUAUUAAAACAAUCUGGUGUUCUUGUGAGUAAUAUAUAUACCCGUGAUAAAGGUAUUUUACCAUGCAAGGGGGUGGUUAGUACAUGUUUUCACAAAGACUUACAGCUUCAACUUGAUUGUAAUAAAUAUGGUAAAACUGUAUGUACACUGAGUUACGUAUUUGCAAUGGUGGUGUGAUGUGUCUUUGUGAUUAGUGGUCAUGAUGAUGUAAGUUCCUGAAGUUCUAACACCAGUGCCUUCAAAUGUUAGUAGGACAGUUCCGUAGACACGGAGGAGGCUGCAUAAUCUUGUACAGAUGACAGGCUGUUUUUCUCAUUUAAAAGUAGCUUGAGAUAAAGAAGUCAACAAAUGUUCUGUUGGACUGCAGCAUUAUGUUAAAGAUUCACGUCAGGUAUUAUUGUACCAUGACACAGACAUCGUGAAUGGUUAUAGGUUAGAUUGUAUAUAAGCAUCCAAAUUCUAAUCCCAGACACGGAAGUGACCCCAUGCAAGUACAAAGUUUACAGGGGCUGGCCUAUAAGAUGGUGUGUUAGUGUGAAGGACAUCAGCAUGCUACAUGUGACAAUGUGAUUGUAGGUUACUGCAACAAAGUUACUAAUAUGACAUUGAUUAGACACCUGUCCAAGCCCUACAGGAUACUAGAUACAUGUGGGUUGUUUUUGUGUGUGUCAGUUUUGAGACUAGUCAUUAUAUAAUGCUUUUAAUGUAACAAGUCAAUGUUAUAAUUGGGUUUACUUCAGAUUGCCGUAUAGUAUCACCAUGUGCCUGUGACUGCAUAAUUCCAAUGUCCAUUCUUCUCCAUGGACCAAUCACGUUUGCAUAACUGUAUCACCACAGCUCACUAGUCUUAGUGACUUGUGUAACUAUGGAUGCAAGGUGGCAGUAUCGUUACAUAUAUAUAUACAAACCAUGACAUCAUGUGCGUCUUCAUCAUUGUCCAAACCACAUGGCUGGUACAAGACGUGUAACCCUCAGAAUAGAGGGUUUUCCAUUUCACCAAUUUUAUCAAAAUUAUAAAUGAGUGUAGAUUCAUUAUUUUGAAAAAUCAAGUUGAUUUAGGAAUAAGCUGCUGAAUAAGCAGUAUUUCUUUACAGACAUGAAACUUAUCAUGAAUGGUCAGUUACAGAUUUCCAGUGAAGCGUAUAUUGGCGAAGAUGUCACAUAAUCAGAGACCAGAUUUUAACAAGUAUUCUGUGUAAAUAAACCAAGUCCAAAUCAUGAACUCAGCUAGUUCAGUUUAAUACAGCUUCGAACUGCAUUGCAGGCAUAUAAAGCAUGACAGCUUCAGGUCAGAGGAAAGCCCCAAGUGAUGCAGGUCUCAGACCUCACCACCCUAGUGGCCUGCCCUGACAAUACAAUCCAUCCCUUUUGGUUGUGUGGUUAACAUAUACAUAUCAGGAAGUCAACCAUCACAGGUUUUACGUGUCCAUGUAGCUAAAUCUCCAACAGCUUCAUAUGCCUAACCGCAUUUCCUGAUAUACAGCUGGUUAGAUAGAUAAUGUACUGAAAGACGAAAGCAUCUCGUAAUACAGUAUAUCUCAGACAUGGUCUGUCCAUCAGUAACAUGCAAAAUUGAAAAAAUAUAUACAAAUCCACUGAGAAUGUUUCUCUUCACUUGACUAUCAUCGUAAGUGUUGUAACUGACUGUAACACCGGCAUCGUGUUUGUAAGAAAUUCUACGUUUCCUAUGCUUUAUUGGACGUUGUAGAGUUGCCACUUGUAUUAGCCUACCUACAGAAGAGGGAGGGUUAUGCCCUUUUCAUCACCGCUCUUUGUAUCAUGCACCAUUCACAACAAUCUCCAAAUUGAAGUGUUUAGGCUGCAUUAUUUGUUUUCCGUCAUUAAGGUUUUGAAAUACAUAGUUUCAUUGUCAAGAUGUCUUCCAAAAAAUAAUGCCAAUGCAAUUUCUUGAUGUAUUUCCUUAUGUGUACGAACUUGUAAAAUAUGUUGACUUGUAUAGCCAGAGAUGUUGUUGUAUUUUUACAUGCUUAAAGGUUCACAAGAAAUAUGUCCACUGAAUACAUUUCUGAUGAGUGUUAUUUCAGGGUAUGAUAUAAAUAAUGUCCAUGACUGUAAAUAAUUGUUUUAAGUGUUGGAAUAAAUAUACACCAGCA